AUGGCAGAAAGCAAAAAGGAUGAGGAGCUGGACAGCAGUGACGAAGAUCUUUGGGAAGAGGGAGAGGCGCCCGAAAUUAGAUCUCCGGCUGCGAGGUCCCCCGUCAAGCACGUGCCACAGCUUUCACUGACGGGGCUGCGCUCCAGCCUCCAGGGCUCGGCGCUUAUGGGGCUGCCGCCUCCCGAGGAGCCAGGCCACGCCGAUGAUGCAUCGCUGCCGCCACUGCCGGAGGCAGCGUUGCAGGAAGGCCCCGGUCUGGCCUCGGAUGUGCCGCCGCCUCCUGUGCCGCCCGCAGAGCUCUGUGUGGGCGUGAUCCACCAGAAUGUUUUCUAUUUCGAAGGAAGGCAGCGACGAAGAAUCUACCAGGACGUCGAACUCCAUGCGCUCAUCCUGACUCUUAUCCUCACGCUUCUCCUCUCGCCGGGGCGAGGCUUGCUGGAUCCAAGUUACUCCGAUCAGUACCCCACCCACCGGCAUCGACGGAACAUUCCCUUCCUCCUCAGCGCGCACCUGAACCACAGUGCCAACAGGAGUGUCCUGCCAUGGGUCUUCCAGCAGGUGGAUCGAAUCGGGCGCAUUGGUGAGCUACGUCUUUUGAAGCUUCUCGUCGAGUCGGCAAUGCACCGCUGGAUGUACACCAACAUGCGGGUGGUGGGCCAGGGGCAAUUCGGAACUGUGAUGCAGAGCGGCGUUACUCUGGGCAAUCAUGGUAACCUUCAGGUUGCCAUCAAGCACAUCCCGAAACAAACAAACAUCCAGGAUCGCUGCGUUUUGGUCGAUGUCUUCAACGAAAUCACCUGCUUGGACACGGUGCGAUUCGAGGACCACCUCUGCCAAAUCUUCGACUUCGGUGUGGAAGAGUCUUGCUACUGGAUUGUGAUGAAGUGUUAUGGCACCACGUUGAAGAGGUGGCGAGAGCAGCUGAUUGGGACUCUGACUGAUCAUCUUCCGGUACUGCUGGCAAUUUUCAAGCAGAUCCUGGAGGCUGUGGCCGUGCUGCACAAGCAUGAUAUCGUCCACUAUGAUCUCAAGUGCGACAACAUCAUGAUUGAAUCAGCUCACAAGUCCUCAAGUCCGGGCAGCGACAUGGACGAUGGCACCGUUGCGGAAUUCGAUGGCACAGAAGAGGUCCCGCGAAUAGCAGUGGUAGACUUCGGCGAGUCGCGCAUGAUGGAGAAUCCAUUCGAGUUGGACCUGCGCAAUCGGGGGACAGAGAUCAUCAAGGGCCCCGAGAUGCUGGAGCUCGACUUCGUGAGUCGCCGGGACUCCAAGGCGCACGACAGGCGCAAACGCGUUGGCACCAACAAGGCUGCCGACAUCUGGUCCCUGGGCUGUCUCUUCUUCGAGCUGCUGACCGGUCGCUUCCUGUUCGAGGAUUAUGACUUCGCAACGCAUUGGGCAUGUGCCACUGGCAAGUCCGGCCAAGAUGUUGUCAACGAGGCAAACGAGCGACGGUUGGAGAACAAGGGACCCCUGCUGGAAUACUUGCGGUACUUGCUCGUUCGCGAUGCAGAUCGACGUCCAACCAUCGGGAUGGCGUGCAAGAGGUUCGACAGUCUGGCGAGUUCUCUGACGGGCUCAGCUGCGGCUGGCAGCCCCGACUCACCCGGCAGCUCGGACCAACGUGCUUCAGGCCUCAACACGCCUGACACACCCCGCAGCAUCGCACAUAGCCUGGGAAGCACCGGGUCCGUGGCUCCGUGGCAUCGGGCAGAUAUGCCCGACAGAGCCCUGAGCUGUGCAGCAGCAGGGGACAGCGAAGGCUACUUUGCCAAGGUUUUAUCGAACCUGAGUAUUCUGGAAGUGAGCGAUGAGGAUCUCCAGAGUGGCCUCGGUGCCCUGCGUUGUCGACUCCGUCAGCACGCGUGGACGCAUGUCCUCGACUUCCGCUCUGUUGGAGCAAUUGAUCUGCCGCUUCAGGAAGCGCCUUUCUCGCUGCGUCCUCCAUGGACAUCGUCCUGUCGCCCGGCGCAGGAAUUUCUGGAGUUUCUGCCGAUUAUCUUUGAUUUCUUGCGGCACGCUGCUCUGGUGCGGGGUCUGGUGCUUUUUGUCGAUGGCUACACGAAGGUGCCGGAUCGCGGAGGCUCUCUGGGAGGUGAGCGCGCCAUGGGCCGCAGGGGAGGACUCGCCGUAGCUGCAGUGCUGGCGCUCCUGUCAGAGACGUACCGACUGGCCGUGUAUUCGGCUUUGUCAUACCUGAGCUCACAGCUCCUUGUGGCAGCCCUUCGCCCAGACGUUGUCCGUGCCGUGGCCUCGUGGCAGGAAGACCUCCGUCAUUCAGCCUGGUCUCGGUGUCGGGGUGCCGUCCGGGUUGCGUGCCUCUGCGGUGCCUGUGCCUGGUACGUGCCCCGAUCCUGGCUCUCGCAGGCAAGUGGCAAGGCAGAGAAGGUCAGUUGCCGGUGCACCCAAGAGGAUGAUGAGCUUCUCUGCCCCAACCGCGGGGCCUGCAAAUCGUACAUCUCCUGGCUCACGGCGCGAUGUGGCUUCCAGGCAUCGAGCCUGCAAUGGCUUUGGCUUCCUCCAGGCCCUCAGCCUCUCAUCGGCGCCGCCGGCCGAGCUCCACAGGUGGAACCUGUUGGCGACGCGGAGCCUUGCGCGAAGGGGCUCUCUCAGCGGUUUCGGUGCAAGAUCUGCCAGGUCUUGACCCAUGCCGAAGUUACGGAGGGACCUUCCGGCAGCUCCGAAGCGGCUGCAGCAAGCCCUCGUGUUCAAACCGUACUGGUUACCACCUAUGAGGUGCUCCGUGCGGCGGCCGCCCGACAGGGACCCGCAGCCAAAGCCAACGCUGCAGACGCCCUUCAGGGUGUUGAUGACAUCCCCAGCGAGGGUAAUGUGGUUCCACAUGUGCGAGGCAUGCGCUCAGACCUCAGCACCACUUGCGAUCUGCGAUGA
This is a messenger RNA of Symbiodinium sp. CCMP2456, 2892 nucleotides long. The record is from the annotation of a GenBank genome assembly. Lineage: Eukaryota; Dinophyceae; Suessiales; Symbiodiniaceae.